GACAAAUGCAUUUUAAAGUGUAAUUUGAAAUUUUCAAAUGCAUGUAGAAAGACAAUCUUUGAUAAAUUUUACAAUCUGUGUGACAUAACAAGAAAAAGAGAUUACAUAUCAAAACUCAUUUCUUUUUCCAGUAACAAUAAUGAGCAACCACUUACAGCUCGUAAACGCAACGCAUCGUUUUACCUUGAGAUAGAUUGUAGAAGAGAGCGAGUUUGUAAAUUAAUGUUUAAAUCUACAUUUGCUAUUUCUAACAAUUUUAUAUCUACUGUCAUGAAAAAGAGUGAUGUUAAUGGUUUUACAGGAGGAGACUUAAGAGGAAAGCAUGGGAAACAGAAGAAAACUGAAGAUGCAUUAGUAAAUUCAGUAAUGGAACACAUAAAUAAUUUCCCACGGAUUGAAUCCCAUUACUGUAGGGCAAGAACUAAUAAGGAGUACUUGGAAGUUGAACCAUGGUGUCAACUGAUAAGGUUGUACCGAAGGCUGGGUUACCAGCAGGAGACUACAAGAUAGUGGCUUGGGACUUGGACACUACUGGGAGGAGACUGAUAGAUGAAUUCUGUCAUGUUGCUGGCUAUACCCCAGAGGACAAGUUCUCUCAGUAUGUCAUGCCAUACAAGGAUCUGGACCUAAUCUCUAAACGGAGGCACCAAGUUAGAACAGUGACUGUAGGAAAAUAUCGUAUGCUGAAGGACCUUAAAACUGGAAAGGUAUUUCAGUUACACGUAAUACAUAAACUUGUCCACAAAUACCAUAAAUACUCAGUUUCUUCUUCAUUCAUUGAAAACUUGGUUCAUAAGCUGAUGUUAACUUGAUAAGUGGAUUGAAGCUAACUUUUACUGCCUUAGUAACACUUGUGUUUUAGUAAUCAGCUGUUUUAAAAAUAAAACUAAAAUACUCUCAUAAGAUAAA
This is a messenger RNA of Homalodisca vitripennis (glassy-winged sharpshooter), 909 nucleotides long. RefSeq names its product maternal protein exuperantia-1 (gene exu). The record is from RefSeq and is a predicted model, not a curated record. Gene Ontology annotation, biological process: bicoid mRNA localization. Bases 450 to 812 code for a protein of 120 amino acids. Gene Ontology annotation, molecular function: RNA binding; protein homodimerization activity. The transcript has 2 exons. Lineage: Eukaryota; Metazoa; Arthropoda; Insecta; Hemiptera; Cicadellidae.